GUGGUGUGUUGGGGGCACCAGGUGCACGUAGAUGUGUGGACAGUCUGUUAGUGGGCGUCCCUACUCGUAAAGGGGCUCUCUUCACUGUGUGUGUGUGGCCCAUCCAUUCUCACUCCUGUGCUCGUCCUGGGGACAGGGUUCAUAUCGUCCCUCCGCCUCUUGAAUCUUUCCCGCUUACUCUUUUUACAUGACUUUUAAAAAAUAGCGUCUGUUGGGUUUUUUCUCCCCAGUAACAAGUGAUGUGUACUAAUCAUAGAAAACAAAAAUACUUAAAAAGCCAAGAUCCACCACUCAGAAUUAGCCACGGUUAGCAGAUGAAGAUCACAAUAACGCUCCCCCCGCCGCUACGUACAGGCGCCGUGUCCAAAGACUCAGAAGGCUCCUGGGUGCUCUGCGGAGUCCAGGAGUGCCGGGAACCCUAGAAGCAGCCGUGGGUAGAGACAAAACCCAGAACCUACAGCGGAGACCAGAGCCCGGUUUCCUGGGACUUCAGUGAGAAGUCCAGAAGGGGUUGCAGCCUUCACCACAGACUUGGGGACCACCAGAGAGGCCACGGUUUCCUGCUUCCCAGCCUUCUCCCCCACCGUGUCUGCCCUCCUAGCGCCGAUCCUGGGUAUGGAGUUCGUCCUGGGCCUGGUGGGGAACAGCUUGGCACUCUUCAUCUUCUGCUUCCACACGCGGCCCUGGACGUCAAACACGGUUUUCCUGGUCAGCCUGGUCAUUGCCGACUUUCUCCUGAUCAUCAACCUGCCCCUUCGCGUGGACUACUACUUCCUGCAGGAGCACUGGCGCUUUGGGGCCACCGCCUGCAAGCUCAACCUCUUCAUGCUGUCCACCAACCGCUCGGCCAGUGUGGUCUUCCUCACGGCUGUUGCACUCAACCGCUACCUGAAGGUGGUGCGGCCCCACCACGUGCUGAGCCGGGCCUCCGUGUGGGCGGCCGCCAGGGUGGCCGGGGGGCUCUGGGCCAGCAUCCUGCUCCUCAACGGGCACCUGCUCCUGGCUGCCUAUACCGACGGCUCCUGCCUCAGUUACCAGCUGAGCACGAGGUCCUCGGCCUCACUCCACUGGCACCAGGCCCUGUUCAUGCUGGAAUUCUUCCUGCCGCUGGCCCUCAUCCUCUUUGCCAUUGUGAGCAUUGGGCUCACGAUCCGGCGCCGCAGCCUGGGGGGGCAGGCGGGCCCGCAGAGAGCUGUGCGUAUGCUGGCCACCGUGGUGGCCGUCUACACCGUCUGCUUCUUGCCCAGCAUCGUCUUCGGCAUGGCUUCCAUGGUGGCCUUCUGCCUGCAUGCCUGCCACGCCCUCGACCUCUGCACACAGCUCUUCCACGGCUCCCUGGCCAUUACUUACCUCAACAGUGUCCUGGACCCUGUGCUCUACUGCUUCUCGAGCCCCAACUUCCUCCACCAGGUCCAGGCCCUGCUGGGCCUCAGCCAGGGCCGUCAGGGCCCAGCCAGUGAUGAGAGCUCCUACCAGCCCUCCAACCCGGCACCGGGAGGCCUCUGGGAAGGCGCAGGCUGCAGAGAAGCUGCAGGUGGAGGUCUCGCUGGAGGGCCCGCUCAAGUAAGGAGGCCCCUCCCGAGACUGGGGGUUCACAGGGCCGCAGGAGGAAGGACGGCCGGGCUCUGACCUGGAGGGAAAAUGUUGCCAGCACAGGGUGCCUCAACCAGCGGGACAUCUGCAGGAGCCAGGUGGGUGGCAGGGGAAGGAAAGGGUCUUGACCUUACACAGCAGUGUGUCCCAGAUGACAUCCCCAGAGCACAGGAAAGAGCCCGACGGCAGGUGGAGACAGGCAGGGGCUGUGACAGCUCCCCUCCAGACAAAGGGCCACCCAGCAGCCCAGUCCAGGAGCCAGAAUGUGAGGACUGAGAGCACAAGUCUUGCUUUGGAGAUUGGACAGCCACAUUUUCUGUCAUCUCUAACUUGUCCCUUUCAAUGCUAAUAAACUUCCUUUUGAAAAUGCAA
This is a messenger RNA of Callorhinus ursinus (northern fur seal), 1965 nucleotides long. It is a transcript of the gene OXER1, whose product is annotated as oxoeicosanoid receptor 1. Gene Ontology annotation, biological process: G protein-coupled receptor signaling pathway. NCBI's taxonomy places the organism in Eukaryota, Metazoa, Chordata, Mammalia, Carnivora, Otariidae. Gene Ontology annotation, molecular function: G protein-coupled receptor activity. Gene Ontology annotation, cellular component: plasma membrane. The record is from RefSeq and is a predicted model, not a curated record.